AUGCUGGAUUGUGAAGUCGUACUCUUGCAACCGGAAUGCCCAGCGCGCGAACUUUCCGCGAGGAUCUUUGGUCGCCCUGAUCCACUCCAAUGUGCAGCAUGGCAAGAUUCCUUGCGUUAUCGUUGCCCAGCUCUCGACCAGCUCGGAGGCCUCCGCCGAAUCACCUUGAAUGAUAACCCACGACUGGGUGACUCUGGAUCUAUCAGAAUUGCUGAGUCUUUAUUCGAUGAUUUAUGGGUCAAAGCUGUUGAUUUGCAGGCAUGUAAUCUUAGCGACAGAUCAGCAAUGACUUGGUUACGUGUAUUGACGGGAACUCCAAGCCCAAUGCUUGUCGGUAAACUAGAAACCUCACAACUGCCAGAAGAAUGCAGAGGCAAUCACUCGCUUGCGGUGGUCGAUUUGAGACGCAAUCCGAAUAUAUCGCGUGAGAUUCUACGAGCCGUCACCGAGCGAGCGCUCCUCAAUUCCGAGGGAAAACAAACUGAAUUCAACUGGUUGAAAACCUGCAUCCCUGGUAGCCCCGAAGGCUCACGCUCUCGAAUCACGGCAUUCAAAUGGCCUGGGAUGACUGGAUUUCAUGAACGGCGCCGAAAAUUACGAACCUGCUUGAAAACUACGUCUGCAUCCAAAACUGAAACAAAUACGCCAACCAUUAGGCGUCCUUCAUCAGCUCAACCUCACCGAGGGCAGCCCAUUGCAACCGUGAAGAGGUACAGGAGUAAAAGUGCCCAUGCAACGACGCUACCGUUUGCUCCACACCCAAACGAAGGACGGCGGACAUCGAGUUCAACUCCGCUACCGACCUCUCGCCGAAUCUCAGCUCGUGCUGUCUGGAAACCACCAGGUGUUGUGCAGGAUAAGCACUCAGUGCACUCACAGAUAUCCAGAGCCAUAAUAAAGAGGAAGUACACCUUCCCAAACCUGAAGCCAGCCGGAAUUCUGAACAGUUUUCAUGCACAACCAAGGAGUCGAAUGUCAUGCAGACCUAACAAGAGUCCAUCUACUGUUCCGUUGAAUAUGCCUCAUGAUGAUCGACUGACACCCACGAGACAUAGUAGUGGAAGGCGUCCUCGGUCGGGAAAUAAUGCACCCUCCAUUCAGCACUCGUUUCAACAAAACCUUCACAGGCGGGGGCAAGGUAGAGCAGAUAGCUCUCAGAGAAAAUUUGACGGCCCACACAGCUUACACUGUCAACUCAGACAACUGAUGAGUCGCGUCACACAGUUGGAAGAACAGCUUAACAGAGAAAGUUCUCGGCCACCCACCACUGUUCUAACGAAACAAAUUCUAGACGCCGGUGAUCGCGUUUCACCAGGGACGCCAAUGAACGCAGAAGUUAUGGAACAAUUGAAUGAACUUGUAAGAUAUGUCCAACCUAUCCUCGGUACAUUACAGUCGAAUCCAGCGAAAUCAGCAGAGCAUAUCCAGUGGCCGUGCCGGGGGUUGAAUUCCGGAUACCUGACAUGCGAAGCGAACGUGUUAUCACCAUUCCACCAGAGCACAUUGGACGCAUCUGAAUUCGCACGUCUGAACGGGCGAACCUGUUUACACUUGAGCGAUGUGAUUGGUAUGCCCGACUCAUCUAUGCGACAACCCAGUAACUGCGCUGGUUGUGACGAUCGACUGACCCGCUUGUCAAGACUUCCCAUUCAGGUAGCGCCACAGACGCUUGAAACACGCUGGACAACUUUGCAAAUUCUAACCGGAGAGGGAGCUCUAUUCUCUUUCAACGUUUACGACAAUUUUCCUGUUAACUUCGACUUCUCUUUUGACUACUACGCAAUGAUACCAAAGCUUUGGUUCAUUUCUGGUCUAUUUGUUAGAGAUGGUGGCAAACCACUGACCAGUAGCAUGAACCUGGAUCAGUUACGGAGGCAUCUGCAGCAGCUGUGUGUUCUGGUGCAUCGUUUUAACGCUGGCACGGAGGACAGUAAAACAUCCAGUCAGCCAGAAAGCUGUGCUUUUGACGUGUCUCAUAGUGAACGACCCCGACGUCACCAUCUCGUUCAUCAGAAGAUGCAAGCAAAGUCGAAUGUGAGCAACAGUCUAAACGAUGUCUCCGUGGAGCCAUCACACAAUUCAGCAACCAGGGUCCUGGAGACAGCCGAUUCGUACCUUCGGCGAUCGGAUGACCCUGGAAAUAAUUCGAUGUAUCGGACCAGUUUGAAUGGUGCAAAAGCCGACUCACUAAGUUCUUUGGAUACCUCAGUUGAAAAAGAAAUCCCGUCAAAUGCUCCGAAUCGGGGGAAUAAGCCAACAAGCGAAGAUCAACGUGUCAUCGAAAAAAAGGAAACUUGCCCUGAAACCCAAAGAAACAACAAUAAUCAUUUCGUUUGUUCUGUGAAACGAACCCAGUGCGACCCACUCGGACAUCAAGAUACGCUGGCUUCUACUUUGGAAAGGUCUUGGAAGAAGCGUAUUAUGCAAGAAAAAUACAGAAAAGACUGCAUUACGGAUGCUCACAGCCCCGAAGAUCUUAUUAGACUGCGGUUGGAGGCUGAUCGAAUAUUUGCGGAGUUGAAGGCAGAAACUCUCAAAACGGAUAAAUCUAUUCCAGGGAGCGAUACAAGGAAUUUGUCAUAUUACGUCCAUCAGGGACCUGGUCAAGUUCGGGAAGGUGAAAAUUUCUCCGAUAAGGACUCAAAGCAAGACGUUGCGGUGGUUGAACCCGAAAGGACACUAAACACAAAGAAGGACAAUGAAGAAGGAGAAGACGAUUUUGGAGAAACCAUUACAGAUGAUGAAGAAAGCAUCCAGUUGUGGAGCAGAGCACAGUCUGCUUUGUCAAAAGUCUGUUCCGCCAAAACGGUUACAUCAAACUUUGAGUCGAACAAACCUGGCUGUUCCGGUCGCUCGUACGAACCGAAAAACCUGGCCAAUGACUGCACGGAGGAUAGCGAUCUCUCACUCAACUCCACAAAUGAUUUGAACGAUUUGAUUUGCAAUUAUUCCGAUCUGGAAGAAGACGAACUAACGUUCGUUGAUUUGACAAACGACGAAUACAAUCUAAGCAGUCCGCGCCUCAGUGGACAAGUCCCUUCCAUCGGAAAAUCAAGUGGAACGACACCAUUGUUUGUGAAGUAGCUCGCAACCGAACAAGUGUU
This is a messenger RNA of Opisthorchis viverrini, 3104 nucleotides long. RefSeq lists its product as hypothetical. The transcript is spliced from 13 exons. Gene Ontology annotation, cellular component: centrosome. NCBI's taxonomy places the organism in Eukaryota, Metazoa, Platyhelminthes, Trematoda, Opisthorchiida, Opisthorchiidae. The coding region runs from base 1 to 3084 and encodes 1027 amino acids. The record is from RefSeq and is a predicted model, not a curated record.